Molecule: messenger RNA, 918 nt
Organism: Symbiodinium sp. CCMP2456
Lineage: Eukaryota; Dinophyceae; Suessiales; Symbiodiniaceae
Source: the annotation of a GenBank genome assembly
GCAACAUCUUGGAUCCCAAGUACAUCCAACGCUUCCACGAGAUCAACCAGCGGAUCUUGAACAUCACGAUAGACGGUGAUGCUUUGGUGGAGCAGCUGGAUGCCGACCAUAAGCGAUCAGUGGGCGACAAUCGGCCAUGGACCAUUUAUGCUGGUGACUGGAACUUCAACGGCCGUCCGAGGAGCGUCGACGGGUCGGUGGUCUUCGAGGGGCGAAAGUGCUUUGCAUUUGGGCCCUUUUGUGGGAAGCAGUCUGUUCUGGACGUGUUCCGAGAUGACGACUACAUUAUCAGCAACCUGGACGACCGAGCCGUCAAGCAAGCCCUCAACAACUGGGAGGGCCAGGAGACGUUCUGCCCGUUGACUCUGGCCUUCGACUACUCGCCCUGCUACAAUCAAACGUGCCAGAAGUACAAGACCACAGAAGAGCGGCUCGCAUGCAGAGCAGAGGCGUCGAGCUACUGUGCCCAGAGGUGUCCGACGAGGACGAUCGUGACAGCCGAUGGCGAGGAGGCCACCAUCCCGCUCAACAUGGAGACCUGCGAGGACCGCGGCUGCAUCCAGCUGGGCGCUUUCGGCAGUGGGCAGACCACGACGACACCUCCUCCCGGGCAGCUUAACACGGAUACGAAUGGCACUGGCCAAGCUCCAGAGAGCGCCUUCGAGUUCCAACCGACUCGGGUCAGUACCAUGGUCGGGGGCCACGUCGCCGACAGCAACUGGCGCUAUGCGCAGGGCAAGUACAUCGCAGGCUUCUACGCUCUGAACAAAGCUGAGCUGUUUUGCCCGCGUGAGGGACAGACGGACCCCGUGGCUGACGAAUGGGAGCGGCGUGCUCUCUGCUUUAUGGGCAUCGAUGCCGAUACACGGGCGGAUCCAAAGCUUGACUGCAAGCCGGAUGACCUGCUGAAGUUCAACG